AUGGUGACGCCGUAUGAUUAUCAACCAACAGAGAAAGAAAAAGGUGGCAGACACGUGAAGGAACGCCUAUUAGUCCACAAUACGGUGGAAGGCGAUGACAAGAACAAUCAGAAUCUGCAGGAUGUACAAGAAUCAUCGUGCCCAGGAUGUGACGUAAAGAAGACUUGCAAUGUCAAUGGAUGCAAGUUACAUCACAAUAAGCUUCUACACUUUGAGCGAGUUGUGAACGAGGACGCGAUCGAACCAGAGAAGAAAACUAGCGAUAUAAUAACCAGUGAGUCAACUGUUUUCUUCCAUGAUAAAUCGACAAAGAAGGCACUGUUCCGAUAUAUACCGGUAACUUUGCACAAUGGAUCAAGAGCCGUAGAUGUAUUGGCCCUCAUCGACGAGGGAUCAUCCUGUACGCUAAUGGAGCGCAAGUUAGCUGAUGAGCUGGGCUUAGAUGGAUCAGAAGAGGAGCUCUGUUUGAAGUCGACCGGCGAUAUGACGCAGACUGAAGCCAAAUCCAAGCUCGUCUGUAUCAAUGUUUCCGCUGCCGGUUGUCUGGAUGUAAAAUAUAUGCUGAAAGGAGUGCGCACUGUGAGCAAAUUGGAUCUGCCAUUGCAAAGUAUUGAUGAUCAAAUGCUUGAUGAUCACAAUCACCUAAGAUCCGUUCCUGUCUCGACGUACUCAAAUGCUAGAGCCCAAAUGAUCAUUGGACUGGAUCACAUUAAGAUCUGUGUGCCACUGGAGGUACAAGAAGCUGAUAAUGACGAUCUUAUUGCGGUUCGUUGCCAAUUGGGAUGGUCUGUUUACGGCCAAUAUGGAUUGGAGGAAGCCAUGCUGCCACGUGUGCGGCAUGUCUGCCAGUGUACGUGCGCUACACGAGCACUCGACGAGGCGGUGAAGGCGCACUUUUCAUUGGAAGCUAUUGGUGUGAGCGUUCCCUCAAAACCACUGCGAUCGAAGGAAGAUGAGCUGUCGCUGAAGAUUAUGAACCGAACUACGAAGUACAUUUCCAAUGACAGUCGCUGGGAAACUGGAUUAUUGUGGAGAUACGAGAAUGUUGAGCUGCCUGAUUCCUAUCACAUGGCUCUUAGACGUCUCAAAUGUCUCGAGUCAAAAAUGCUUAAGAAUCCGGAGCUGAAUGAGUUUCUGACUGAUACCAUGCGGAACUACGAGAAGAAGGGACCGGAUUUGUUGGUAUCAUUGAUGGGAGUACUGCUGCGCUUCCGCGAGCGACCUGUGGCUGUAUCAGGUGACAUACGAGAGAUGUUUCACCAGAUUAAAGUUAGCGUCUCUGAUCAAUCUUCGCAGAAGAUCUUAUGUAGAAAUGGAGAAAUUGAUCGUCCGCCGGAUACAUAUGUAAUGCAAGUGAUGACCUUUGGCGCUUCUUGUUCGCCGUCGCUUGCCAACUUCGUAUUGAGGCGCAAUGCGGAGCAGUUCGGCGAGAAACAUCCCAGCGCGAUAAAGGCGUUCUUCCGAAACACGUUUGUUGCCGACUGGCUGGAGUCGGUAGAUACGGAAGAUCAGAUGAUUGAACUGGCAACAAAUGUGAAAGAUAUCCACACCAAAGGUGGAUUUGAAAUGAGGAAUUGGCUUUCAAACUCGAAAAGCGUCCUUCAAUCCCUGAAUAACUCACGGGAGCCUUCACCGAAAUAUCUUGGCGUGGAGCAAGAACUUCAGGAGAAAGUUUUAGGCAUGUGGUGGCUACCGGAAUCGGACAUGCUAACGUUCGUCAUCCGGCCCGAGUUGUUGCAGAGAUCAGGAGUGAGCUGGGAUGACGCCAUUAAAGAACCGGAUGAGAAUGACUGGAUGGCAUGGAAGGCUUUACUGAUCAAACUAGGAGAUCUCCGCAUCCCACGCUACAUGUACUGUUCAAGUUCCGUCAAAGGGGUGCAGUUGCAUGUAUUUGUCGAUGCCAGCCUGGAUGCUUAUGCUGAAGUAGCAUACCUGCGUGUUGAACAAGGCGGCGAGAUCCGAUGCUCUUUGGUGGCGUCAAAAAAUAGAGUAGCUCCAUUAAAACCAAUAUCACUGCCUCGAAUGGAAUUGAUGGCAGCUGUUUUGGGUCUGCGCCUGGCCAAAUUUUUGGAAUCGGAGCUGUCAACAAAAAUUGAGAAGCGUAUAUUUUGGACUGAUGCGCGAGACGUUCUGUACUGGAUAAAAUCCUACGCCCGUAAGUACCCUCAAUUCGUGGGCUUACGUAUUGGAGAGAUUCUUGAAGGAUCUGAGAUUGAAGAUUGGCGCUGGGUACCUUCGGAACAGAAUGUGGCGGACGAAGGGACCAAAUGGACCAAGAAAAGCGAAAUAAACAGCUCAGGCAGAUGGUUUACUGGCCCGGAAUUUUUAUUGCAAGGCGAGUCGCAGUGGCCAUCGCGACCAGGAGUUGACAUUAGCAGCGAGUGUGAACUAAUGUACCAUGAUGACAAAACGCGGGUGAACAAGUCACCCAUUGAUUCGAUUAUGCCGGAUCCGUUGCGUUUCAAAAGACUUGAGCGUAUGCGUGCUGCCCAAAAACGAGUACUGGAUUUCCUACGCUAUAUAUGCAAGGAACCGCGUGGGCCUGAACUGGUGAGACUAUUCAAACUUGAACGCUAUGUGGAAAUGGAUACUGUCUUUAUACGAGCAUGCCAAGAAGAAGCAUUUGCUGAUGAAAUACGCUGUCUAAAGUAA
Drosophila kikkawai is the source of this 2652-nucleotide messenger RNA. The record is from RefSeq and is a predicted model, not a curated record. Lineage: Eukaryota; Metazoa; Arthropoda; Insecta; Diptera; Drosophilidae.